Messenger RNA from Vigna unguiculata (cowpea), 683 nucleotides. Its product is annotated as basic form of pathogenesis-related protein 1-like. The record is from RefSeq and is a predicted model, not a curated record. Lineage: Eukaryota; Viridiplantae; Streptophyta; Magnoliopsida; Fabales; Fabaceae. Gene Ontology annotation, cellular component: extracellular region.
AACACCUCUUUGAGUCACAUUCAUUCUCCGAAACAAAGAACAAAACAAAAAUAAUGAUGUCCCCAAUGCAUGUGAUCCUACCCAUUGUUCUCAUGGUGUGCACAACAACACUGAGCCUGGCUCAGAACACUCCACAAGACUACCUUGAGGUGCACAACCAGGCUCGAGCCGAGGUUGGUGUUGGUCCACUCUCAUGGAACCACACCCUUCAGGCCUAUGCUCAGAGGUACGCCAAUGCCAGGAUCCCUGACUGCAACCUCGAACACUCUAUGGGACCCUAUGGCGAGAAUCUGGCAGAAGGGUACGGCGAAAUGAAGGGUUCUGAUGCUGUCAAAUUCUGGCUCACUGAGAAACCUGACUAUGACUACGGUUCCAAUAGUUGUGUUCACGAUGAGUGUGGCCACUAUACUCAGAUUGUGUGGCGCAAUUCUCUUCAUCUCGGGUGCGCACGAGCUAAGUGCAACAAUGGUUGGAUGUUUGUCAUCUGCAGCUAUUCUCCACCGGGGAACUACGAAGGAGAACGACCUUAUUGAUUCUCUUUCUUAUCACUAAUAAAAAAAAAUAUGUGGUACCUCGUAGAGUGUCCUGUUUUUAUGUCUUUGUUUGGAAAUCACCAUGUGUAAUAUUCAAAUAUAUUUAGCUAUCAUAUGAAGACAUUUAUCAGUAUAAUUAGUUUUUUUUUA